This is a messenger RNA of Annulohypoxylon maeteangense, 1230 nucleotides long. RefSeq names its product WD40-repeat-containing domain protein. Bases 1 to 1230 code for a protein of 409 amino acids. NCBI's taxonomy places the organism in Eukaryota, Fungi, Ascomycota, Sordariomycetes, Xylariales, Hypoxylaceae. The record is from RefSeq and is a predicted model, not a curated record. The transcript is spliced from 2 exons. Gene Ontology annotation, molecular function: protein binding.
AUGGAGACGCAAGGACGCAGCAUCCCGCCGCUGAGGUCAUUGACCUUAGACCUCCCUCCCAGCUGUAUCGAGUUUUGCCCAGGUCAACCGGAGUAUUUUGUAGUUGGUACAUACAAUCUACAGAGGGGAAGCGAAGAUCCCGGCACGGUUGCCGGGGUCGAUGAAGAAACCGACCAGCAGGCAACGAAGUCCGUGCAGACUCGGGAUGGGAGUCUCAUUCUCUUCAAAUUAACAGGGGCAGAUGAAAUACAACUUGUACAAACCGUUCCUUAUCCUUCUGCGAUUCUCGAUCUUCACUUUCAUCCUGGAAGAGAAGGAUGUACUGUUCUAGCUGUGGUCUCUAGUACUGGAACCCUUUCGUUUUUCAGGCUUUCUAGUUCGGAAGGGUCUCAAAUCUCUCUAAAGGAGAUUAUCACACAUCGACCACUCGAUGUUGAAGAAGGAAUCCUCUUCUUAUCAUGCUCAUGGCAUCCACAUAUUCCCGAACUCCUUGCUAUUACGACUUCAGACUAUCAGGUUCACAUCAUACAAGUCGACGAUUUCUGGAACGUCCACCAAACGAGUACAGAACCGGUUAUUACGCAUACUUUAGAGGCUUGGACGGUGGCGUUCUCGCCAUUGAAACCUAGAGAUUUUCAGCAGCUUACAAUAUUCUCCGGUGGAGAUGACUCAAAACUUUUUGCCAGGAAGUAUGCUUUUAAUCCAAAACGGAUUUGUGGCGAAGAUGACUCGAUCGAAACCCUCUAUUCCCCAAUCUCCAUAAGAGGUCAUGAAGCAGGAGUUACCGCUAUCUUGCCCCUGGAUAUACAAUUUGACUCGCUCAAUUCUGUGGUUAUUACUGGAAGUUAUGAUGACCAUAUAAGAGUAUUUGCCAUCUAUGACAACGACGUAAUUCUUUCAAACGCUGGUUUAUUAGCAGAAGAAAACUUACAAGGAGGAGUGUGGAGGCUCAAGCUAAUUGACUUACAAAAAACAAUAAGGGAGAAAGAGGGAGAUCGAUGGACAGCUCUCAUUCUUGCAUCAUGCAUGCAUGCGGGAUCAAGAAUUCUCGAAAUCACAGGUGAGACAGAAACGAGGUCUUGUGAUAUCAAAGUCCUCGGUCGUUUUGAAGAGCAUAAGAGCAUGAAUUACGGAAGUGAUUUUCAGCCAGGAUCUGAGAAGGGAGGUAGGAAGCUUCGGUGUAUCUCGACGAGCUUUUAUGAUAGGCUUUUGUGUUUAUGGGAAUACUAG